CAAAAAUCCUUCUGUUUGAAGGGAACUGUCGAACGAGUAAGUACGGGAAGGCGAAAAUUAAUCAAAUUUCCAAUUUGUGCUUGAAGUUUCCGUGUUGAAAUCAUAAAUCAAGAAAUUUGUCAAGAAAAUAUAUUUGUGCAGCGCACUAUCGAAUCAACUAAAUUUCGAGGAAAAACUUAGUGUUAAACUUAGUGAUUGCCAUGAAUGAGAACAAUCCACAAGCCCCGACUCAGCUACUGGCUAACGGAGUCAAUCUUUUGCAACUGCAAGCCCUCAAAUGGCUAUACGCUCAGGCCCAGCAAAAGAUUGCAAGUGGAGUUAAUAUGCCGGGAGUUGCCCAAUCCAGUGGUCAGGUGCCACCAACUAAUUCCGUUCAGUCGAGUCUGAACAAUUGGCUCUCGGCCAACCAAGCCGGCGUUGGAGCACAGCAGCAGCAGCAACAACAGCCGCUUUAUAAUAACUUGAGCCAAUGGGGUGCCGACGGCAUCAAGCAACUCUACAAUCAUGCGCAGAGCGCCAACCAGACCAGUCUCCCACUCAACUUUGGGCAGUCGCAGAAUAGCAUGCCAUUUAACUUUGGGCAGUCGCAGUCGCAGCCGCUGCAGAAUAACUUCCCAUUUAACUUUGGGCAGUCGCAGUCAGAGCAGUACCCUAAUACCAACACCUUGUAUAAUAUUUGGCAGUCAGAGCCGCAGUCGCAGCGGCAGCUACAGUCGCCGCAGUCGCCGCUGUUGUCGCAGCCGCAGUCGCAAUGGUUGCCGCUGCCGCAGUCGAAGUCGCAAUUGUUGCCGCAGCCGCAGUCGAACUAA
This is a messenger RNA of Drosophila mojavensis, 809 nucleotides long. RefSeq lists its product as uncharacterized. The transcript is spliced from 3 exons. The coding region runs from base 201 to 809 and encodes 202 amino acids. The record is from RefSeq and is a predicted model, not a curated record. NCBI's taxonomy places the organism in Eukaryota, Metazoa, Arthropoda, Insecta, Diptera, Drosophilidae.